AUUUUUUAUGUCAAACGGUAGCAUGACGGUUGCCGGUAUAUUUGUUUACAUCUAAACGUUUUAUCAUUGCAUUUUGUGUGAUUAUUAUUGUAAUUAUAAAGCAUUUGUAAUUUUAUGGAGUAUGGAAUCAAACGAAGUAUUGGCUACCUAUAUAAAAAAACUACGUCACCCUUUAAAAGAAAUACGUGAACGCUCACUGCAAUUACUAAUAGCUAAAUUGCAGCUUGGAUGGGAAUUAAAUGAUGAAUUGGUUUUAAACAGAGAAAUUCUUGAAGCAUUACUAGAUUGGUUUAACGUUCAUCAACCUUCAAUGCAACAAGAAUCUUUAGAAUUAUUACUGAAAAUGAUCAAGACUAGUGGAGGAAGUUAUGCUGUAAGAGAGUAUGGUGUACAAACCUUAAUUGAAAAGCUGCAUUCGAUAAAAUCAAAGUUAAAGGAUAAUGCUCUUGAAGUUUAUUGUGAUAUUAUAGAGACUGUUAAAUUUUUACAUACAGUAGAAUCUCAUGAAGAUGUUAAUGUUCCAAGACUUGAUAUUCCAUCUAGCAGAAGUUCUGAAAAUGGUGGAUACUUUCAAGACUUCUUGCAGAAUACUGAUAAGCAACUGGCGGAAGACCAUAAUGAUGCAUCCAAAAAUUCCAUGAAUGAGUAUAAGAUAAAACAAUCUAAAGGGUUCAACGUUUUUUUAUUUCCAUGGGUUGAACUCAGUCCGUCAGAUUUUAAAACAAUUGUCCUCAUUGAGGAUUCACUGAAGCUUGUGAAAUCUACAAGAAGAUGUUGCAGAUUUAUUAGGGAUGUGUUUUUGUGUGACUUCCCUCCAGAAAUAUUUUUGAACAGACCAUCUAUUGUGAAGGCAUUAUUAAGCAUAUCUGAUAGUCAGUUUGGCAGUUCCCCAGGGGAAGCAUUAAAUGUGUUACUGUGUAUAACAAAAGCAUUAAACAAGAGAUUAAAACAGCUCUUUUCAUCAGAUUUAGUUUGCGAAUCAAUGAAGGCGAAUCACGAUAACAGGGAAUCCUAUGAUGGCGUUAAUGCAGAACUUGAACAGAUUGUUGGCAAAACAAAUACUCCCAUAGAAGAUACAUUAGCAGCAUUACGGCAAUUACCAGCACCAAUAUAUGCAUUGGAUACUGCUCAUGCUGUUUUGUGUAUUAUGAUGAAGAGCGUCACGCACAUAGACUCUGAAAAUAAGGAAUCAUUGGCUAUGAAGGAUUUGAACACAUGUCUGUCUUUGAUAGAAGCUUUAGUAGAAUUUUUACUAGAAUGUGUGGAUGAAAACUUUUGGAUAUCUGAUCAUAAUUCUAAGACACAAAGAGACAUAGCCCACAAAAGUUGCAUGACGAUGAGAAUGCUGGGUGAUCUAUUGCUGAAAUAUCAAAGCUCAUAUCAGUUAGAUCCAGAGCGCAUUCAACAUAGACUAGCACAAUUUCGAUUAAUCAAUUGUGCUGUAAUGCUUUUGAACUGGGCUCGGAAAUCUGCGCUACCCCCUACUUCUCUCCUUGCGUCGUUACAAAAUGGUCUCUUGGAUCCAGGGAUUGAUAUAUUUUAUCCUGAACUCAACGAAAAAAUUGCUGCAGUAUUACAGAACGCAAAAUCUUCAGUCGAUCAAGAAUUCAAGAGCAAAUAUCGAGAAUUAAAUAAGCUUUUCAAUAGUAUGGAUCAUGCAAAAGAAUUCAUAAAAUUGAAUAGUACCCGCUACAAUAAGGACAUAUUGAAUUGCAUUAAAAAGUCACUCCCCAUUUUACAAAUUCACACAAAUGAAAAUUUUUUAUAUGACAUUUCAAAUAUUAUUGUCUCAAAAGGAAAGGAUUUAAACUUCGAUGAAAGUGAUUGGGCUGAAGCUAGAAGUAUAGCAUUAUAUUUGAUGGCUCAUACCAUAGAUUGGGUACGAGUGACGUAUUAUAAGAUUUUAGCCAAUAUGGUGAAGUCUGUAUUAAUGAGUGAUGAACCAAAUGGGUCUAAUGAAGAAAAAAAAUUGACUUUGUUGAGUGAUGUUAGCGUAUUGACCGAAAUAUGCUGUCACGCUUUAUCAUCUACGAAUAGACAGGUGGAAGAAAGCGCGUCGGAAAUUAUGCUAUAUUUGCUAAGGGGCCGACUUGUUCUUAGCGAAAGUUGUUGGUGGCGACUCUUAGCUAGCUUAUUGCCCGUACUUCCUCUCUUGCAUGUUUAUGCGGCGCAUGAUACACAGCUAGGUAAAGCAAUAUGCAAAUCACUAGAGGUCGAUAUAGCGGAGUGCAUGGGCGUGUCCGCCGCGGAAACGGUGUGGGGUCUUGUGAGACUGUUGUUCGUUAAAUGCCCCGCAGUGCAGCUGGAUGCUGCGCAUUCUUUAUGUGAUAUAUUGGACGAUGAUAAAUAUUUACCACCUAAAGAGACUUUACGCACUGAUAUUUUGGUAAACGCUCUGCGGCGGGUUGAAGUCCAAGACUUCAAUGUAGAUUAUAAUAGUUCUCCUACAAAGAUGACGCAGACGACUGGAUUAAUCCAAGUUUUGGAUGUACUAAAACAAGAUCUGGUGUUAGACGAAGAUGGUUUUGAUUUCGUGGCCGACUCUCGAAUGACCCAUCCAACUUUGGAACCGUCAUUGCGACGCAGCACCUUACAACAGCUGGCAGUUAUGAUGCGUCAGCAAGACUUGCACGAUGCGUUUAUUCGUUAUGAUGGUCUCAAACUUAUUGUUGCGUUACUGAGGAUGUCACUUACCGUGGAAGACUAUCUUGCAUUUCCAGAAUGCGCGCUAAGUUGCGUGUCCAUCAUAAACAGCGUGUGUUUCGUGGCGAGACACAGCCUAUCGAAGAUGUCUGACCUGCCAUUGUUUUUAAUUAGAGCAAUUCUCGUGUUCCCCGCCAACGACAGCAACGUGGCAAUGUCUGCGCAAGUGUUAGCGCUACUCUCGUGGGCGGGGUUCGUGCUGCAGGAGUUGGACGCGGCGCGACGUCGCGUGCCCGCGCUGCCGCUCAGUGUAACGGAACGCACGUCAGUGCCGUUCGCGGUCAAUAGCUAUUGGCACACUAGUCCCAAUGCGGAACACGCUUCUGUGGAGUGGCUUCUCACCGAUCCAACAUGGCGGUCGUCGAUCCGCGUGCGCUGGUGGUGGGUGCUGUCCGGGGGCAAUGCGAGCCGCGGCUCCCCACACUUGGCCCAACCGAGGGAUGCCCAACCAAGUAUCCAAGAUCUGGAGAUGUUGCGCUCAGCGUGUGUAGACUAUUCAUGCGCUAAGGGCCUCAUGAGGCUGGAGAAUGCUACUACUCAUAUGCAAGUGAAGGAGGCUUUGUAUUUGUUGGAAGGCUAUGCCCAUCUAAUGACUUCUUCGACGGUAUGUCCAAAGGAGUUUGGUAACUUAAAAUGGCAGAAUAUGAGGCGAUUCUUGUCAGCCCCACCAGCAUCUGCCCGAGAUACAGAUUUAUUAUUAAGUCUUUUGCAUUUUAUAAUUACUUAUAUGGAUCAUGUUCCGAAAGAUGAUACAACAAUGUCUUGGAUAAAAUCUUCAUUUAUCGGAAACGAGGCGACUAUAAUAUCGCUUCUAAGCAGAGACCGACUCUAUCCGCAACAGUCGUCGGUAGAAGAUAUUGAAGUGACGCAAUUACGGAUUCAAAUUGUUAAAGUUCUCUUGCGAUGUCUUCUAUUGUUGGAAGAGAGUCAAGAUUACAGUAGUAGCCAAUUGGAAAGCUUGCUUAAAAUUCUUUUGUCGUGUUUGGAACGAGUCGAUUUGAAGAAUUUUCAUAUGUUAGGAUAUCUGAAUGAGCUAAUGCGCUGUAUAAGAUAUGGUUUGCACUCCCGUUAUUGUGAUAUAUCAGAAGAAACGUUAAUUUAUAGUUUGAAGAUGAUGAGUCGCGUUUUGAGCGGGUGUGCCUCGGGUGGGGGGAGGAAGGGCAGGGCUUGCAGGUUGGACGCCAUGUUGGCUUUGAUGGUAGUGCUGAAGAAAGUUCGAGAACAAAAGAUACCCGUACAACGUUGGGGCGAACACUGCGACGGGUCGCUAAUGCGCGCCGCGGUGCGGUGCGGCGGCGCGCCCGCGCCCGAGCUGCGCGCGGCCGCGUUGCACGUCAUGGCCGCGUUCGCGCUGUACGCACAACUCACGCCGCAGUUGCUGCAGUAUAUCCCAAACGAGUCACUUUGCCGAUUUGCCAUAGAAGUGUUCUCGCAAAGCGGAGAAGCUAACGUGGUUCGAGCCGCUGCGUUAUUGCUCCUGACUGCGGUCACAUCUCGUGUUUCACCCAUGAAUCAAUUGCUAGAACAGGAAACACUUCAGACGUUCGAAGAUUAUAACUUCGUGGAAGAAUGCUUGCAAGUUUUGAUAGAUUUUUGCCAUGAGAGUAGUUUUAAAGAUAAAAAUGUUCUCGAGCCAAACAUGCCGCUAACUCUUCUAGAGCGACGUACAGAGCUGGAAGUACGCGCCCAGAAACAUCAAGAUGUCCAAUUGUCACCCACAUACACGUUUCAAAAACCUCCGCCCACAGCUGAUAUUGUUACGGCGAUAGCUGAUGUGUUCACAAAUGUGAUAACAUUCAAAAACUGCCCGAUACAAGCGUGGAACGAACUGGGGCUAUUUAGAGUGAUGUUCCGAUGUCUGUGCUGGUCGAGUGGGUCGCGAGCGCAAGUGCACGGAGUCCGCGGCAGCGUCUGCCGCAGUUUGUACGCUGCGACGACGCAUAAGUGCGUGCGCGCCGUCUUAGCUUCUACGAAGGACUGUUUAUACAAUUUGAUAUCAACACUGACGCCAUUCGAUUUAGCGGAGAAUGAGGGGGGAGUGUUUGCGCAGACGCAAGCGAUGAUUUUGCUCGGAUCUCUGAUCGUCGACCGCUCCGCUAGCGACACCUUGUGGUGCGAACUGAAGAAAAAUGAAGCUUCGGAUAUGUUUAAUAUGUUAUUACAGUCUUUGGAGAGCGAUGAUAAUGAAUUACAAGCUGCGGCGAUAUUCUGUUUAACACAGUUGGCUCAAUCAAUAUCUUGCAAAGAUAAAUCGAAACAAGAAUCUUGCAAAGCGUUUUUAGAUAACAUAAAGUCACCGAAAGACCCUCCAGAAGAUGUACUCUGUGCCGGCGAUACGAUCAGAAAUGCGGAUUGUCAACCGGAAUACAUUGUUGAGGAGCUAUGUAAAGUUUUAAUGGAAUUAUAUAAAGAGCAAUUGGAGGAGAAAAGGUUUUUAGAAUGCCAAGAUGAAACCUGGUCGGCGGUAUGUUCGUGUAUAUCAUCCGUACUGUCUGCGAGCGCACGCGCACGGCAGUACGCGGCGCAUAGACAAUUCCCGCGCUUGUUGGUUGUGACAAUGCAGGCUUUUCGGGACAGGCUGUCGUUGCAGGGAAAACCCGUGGAUGUUAUACGUAAUGCUAAUAAUGAACCCGUAUUACAUAAUCUAUAUUGGUUACUUACGUUGAUGAACUGUGCGAUGCUUAACUGUCCUGCAUCUAAGGAAAGUUUUGCGGAAGACAAUAUAUGCGUGUCCCUCAACAAGCUGUGGCCGUGGUGCAUGAUGACCGAGCAACUGAGAGAUGCUUUGAUACAUUUAUUGCUUACCUUCACCAAUGAUUGUCCGAAAGCGUGGAGCAACAUGUGCACGUGCGUGUGCGGGCGCAGCGCGGUGGGGGCGCUGUGCGAGCUGGCGGCGCGCGACGCGGCGCGGCCCCGCGCGCCCGCGCUGCUGCCGCCGCUGCUGCGCGUGCUCACGCGCUGCGCGCCGCACCAGCACUGCCGCACGCUCGUGCUCAAGAGCGACGUGUUGUCGUGUGUGGCGAGGUCGCGUGCGCGCGCGUGCAGCGCGGCGGCGACGGGCGCGUGGGCGCGGCUGUGCGAGGCGCUGGGCGCGCGCGCGGACGGCGCCGCCGCGCUGCUGGCCGCCUGCGCGCGCGCGCCUCCGCCCUGCCUGCUGCCGGCGCUGGCGCACGCCGCGCACCACCACCGCCUGCCGUUCCUGCAGUCGCGUUAGUGUUUUGCUUUAUGUCAUAGCGGGCGACUGAGCUGGUGGUUCGCAUGAUGGUGAGUGAUCACCACCGCCCGUGAACGUUCGCAGAGGUAGUGGCUCUGAGAAUGUGCUACCCGCUUUUUUAGAGGUAAGGGAUAAGGAAACGAUUGACGACUGGAAAGAAGGAAUAGACUGGGAAAGGUGAAAAAAGGAAACGGGCCACCGGCUCCCCCGCUCACCCUACGAAACACAAUAGCUAUGCUAUUAUCUUA
Zerene cesonia (dogface butterfly) is the source of this 6165-nucleotide messenger RNA. RefSeq names its product rotatin-like. Gene Ontology annotation, cellular component: ciliary basal body; centriole; centrosome. Lineage: Eukaryota; Metazoa; Arthropoda; Insecta; Lepidoptera; Pieridae. The record is from RefSeq and is a predicted model, not a curated record. Gene Ontology annotation, biological process: centriole replication; ciliary basal body organization; centriole-centriole cohesion. Bases 122 to 5917 code for a protein of 1931 amino acids. The transcript has 31 exons.